GACCACAGAUCCUGGAUCAGCUGGCAGCAGCCUGCCGACUUCAGACGUCAGUGCGUUGUGUGGACUCAGGAGAGUUGACAGCGGUUUAAUGAACGAGCACACAGCCUGACUGACGUCAACGAGGAAAAGUCUAGAAAUGGACGCAAUGAGUGGAAGACGACGAAGCUAAUUGGAUAAUAAAGCAUAUUGUCCAGAACGUAUGAACCUACGGUGCCAUUUUCUACCUUUUUGCUGACAUUUCUACGUCGUGGACAUCAUUUUACAUGAUGAAGUUCAAGCCCAACCAGACCAGGACGUAUGACGGCGAAGGCUUCAAAAGACGAGCGGCGUGUUUGUGUUUUAAAAAUGAGACCGAAGAUGAAGUGCUACUGGUGAGCAGCAGCCGACAUCCAGACCAAUGGAUUGUUCCUGGGGGAGGAAUGGAGCCUGAGGAGGAGCCCUGUGGGGCGGCUGUUAGAGAGGUGUAUGAGGAGGCUGGGGUGAAGGGAAAGCUUGGCAGACUACUUGGAAUUUUCGAGCACAACCAAGACAGCAAGCACAGGACUUAUGUUUACGUCCUCAUUGUGACAGAGAUACUGGAAGACUGGGAGGAUGCUGUCAACAUAGGAAGGAAACGUAAGUGGUUCAAGGUUGACGAAGCCAUCCGGGUGCUGCAGAGCCACAGGCCUGUCCAUGCAGAAUACCUGCACAGAUUCAAGAACACCCGUAAUCCCACCUGCGGUCCGGUGUGUCACCCAAGUAACGGCAACACCCUGGGCUCCCAAGUGAUGGACAACAACACCUCUCACUACGCUGUCCGCGCCAAACAAGCCUCAGAUCUCGUCAACCGAUAGAGAACUCUUGCUGUACUCCGAGAUGGACUUACCUUAAACACACUGGUACUUAUGUUACUUGUACAGACUCUUGACAUUUAAGCUAUGGAGUUCAAACUCCCCUGACAUUGAUUGGAAACUCAUUUGGCUUGGAGAGUGCUGAAUGUUUUCCGGUAGUAUUGUUUAUUUUUGUACUAACCAUCACCAGCUGCUCAAGCAAAAGAAUCGCUUUAAAAUCUUUCUGGUUCAUUUUUAGAGGGCCGCUCCUCAAACUUGAAGGUUAUUUCUAAUUAUUUCACGAUGAGUAAUAUUUGAUUGUUGGUGCAGCCAUAGCAAGGCGAGUGCUGACUCUUGGAGGAGUCCUAUCCCCAAAGUGGAAUAAUGACAAAGCUAAAUCUUUACCAUAUGCAAGAUGUUUUGAAAGAUUAUCUCAUGUGCAUGGAUGAAUACUGACUUAUUUAUACGUAGGGUGCAAAGGUACCUCAUAGUUAUACUUCGGUACGCUCCUCAUGUUAAGGAAAUGGUUUGAUUCAUUUUCGGGACAGUAGAACGAAUUGCAAAACCUAAAACUAGUAAGCUUUUGUCUUUUAUUGCCACAGUAAGUCAACCGCAUUAAAGAUUUGGCUUAGUUUUUACACUAAAUGCCCUUCCUGACACAACGCUCCAGUUAGUCUCGGCUUACUACUUAGAUUUCCUGUAAACAUAUUAAAUUAUUUUUUUAAUGAAACUUAAAAUAUUCUGAGAGGAAAUUUUACAAUAAAUAAAAAAUAAAAAACAUUUUAAAGUAUAAAAAUAUGUAAUAACUGUGCUAUAUUUUUAGGACAUUAAAGUUCAUUAUGCCCCUGAAAUGCAGUAAUAAUAGUUCCAUCUUGUAACCCUGUCACUCAUUUCUACUGAACACACUGCUUUCAUCUUCCAAAUGUCUUUGCCUGUUUACAUAUUUCGCCAAGAAGGCCAAAUGUUGACAAACAGGAGAGUUAAUUUCCUUGGCACUAUCCCUCAUCAUGACUAUUUUGCUACACUGAAUUACAAAACCCAAAACCAGUGAAGUUGGUACGUUGUGUAAAUCGUAAAUAAAAACAGAAUACGAUGAUUUGCAAAUCCUUUUCAACCUAUGUUCAAUUGAAUAAACUGCAAAGAUAAGAUGCUUACCGUUAGAUCUGGUAAACGUCGUUAUUUAUUGCAAAUAUUAGCUCAUUUGGAAUGUGUUGCCUGCAACAUGUUUUUAAAAAGCUGGCACAAGUGGCAAAAAUAACAGAGAAAGUUGAGGAAUGCUUAUCAAACACUUAUUUGGAACAUCCCACAGGUGAACAGGCUAAUUGGGAACAGGUGGGCACCAUGACUGGUUUUAAAAACAGCUUCUAUGAAAUUCUACGUCAUUCACAAACAAGGAUGGGCGAGGGUCAACCUUUGUGAACAAAUAGAUGAGCAAAUUGUCCAACAGUUUAAGAACAACAUUUCUCAACGAGCUAUUGCAAGGAAUUUGUCAAAGUUGGUUUGUGACGAACCCCAAGAUGCAGAGAUAGAGGCAGGCAUGGAGUGAGAAAACAUGAUUUAAUUUAAAUACUAAGACAAAAACAAACAAAGGGUACAAACAAAAAGCGCGCACGUGGGCGGAUAACAAACAAAAAGGCUUAGCGUGGAAGCUAGCAGGUAUCAAGCAGGAAACAGAAGUCGUACAUGUAAUAUGAAAACAAACUUGGAAGCGGGGAACAAAAAACAGUAAGCUACAAACAUCUAACGAAAUAUAGCUUACCGCUACGCUGCAAAGAUACGACACGACACGACAAGAAUUGACAUCGACAAUAAUCCAGCACUGACUGGAGGAACAAAGCAGGUAGAAUAGGAGCGGGCUGAUUGACCCCAGGUGCCAAUCAGCCGCAGCUGAGGGGAAAACAGCGCACAGGGAAAAAAACAGGAACCAGACAAAAUAAGAGCGCUUACAGGAACUAAGAACAGGAAAUACUAAACACACACAGAGGAAAAACUAAAACAAAAACAAACUGUCAGUGGCAAGCCUGACACAAUUUAGGGAUUUCUCCAUGUACAGUCCAUAAAAUCAUCAAAAGGUCCAGAGAAUCUGGAGAAAUCCCUGCACAUAAGACCGAAAACCAACAUUGAAUGCCCUUGACCUUCGAUUCUUCAGGCAUUACUGCAUCAAAAACCGACAUCAGUGUGUAAAGGAUAUCACCACAUGGGCUCAGGAACACUUGAGAAAACCACUGUCAGUAAUUACUGUUCAUCGCUACAUCUGUAAGUGCAAGUUAAAACAACUAUGCAAAUUGAAAGCCAUUUAUCAACAACACCCAGAAACGCCGCUGGCUUCGAUAGGCCCGAGCUCAUCUAAGACGGACUGACGCAAAGUGGAAAAGUGUUCGGUGGUCUGACAAGUCCACAUUUCAAAUUGUUUUUGGAAACUGUGGACGUCGUUGUCCUCCUGAGCAAAGAGGAAAAGAACCUUCCGGAUUGUUAUAGGCGCAAAGUUCAAAAGCCAGCAUCUGUGAUGGUACUGUAUAGGGGUGUAUUAGUGCCCAAGGCAUGGGUAACUUACACAUCUGUGAAGGCACCAUUAAUGCUGAAAGGUACAGACAGGUUUUGGAGCAACAUAUGUUAUCAUCCAAGCAAUGUUAUCAUGGACCCCCCUGCUUAUUUCAGCAAAAUAAUGCCAUGCCACGUGUUACAACAGCGCGGCUUCAUAGUAAAAGAGUGCGGUAAUAAACUGGCUUCUGUAGUCCAGACCUGUCUCCCAUUGAAAAUGUGUGGCGCAAUAUGAAGCCUAAAAUACCACAACGGAGACCCCGGACUGUUCAACAACUUAAGCUGUACAUCAAGCAAGAAUGGAAAAUAAUUCCACCUGAAAAGCUUCAACAAUUGGUCUCCUCAGUUCCCAAACGUUAACUGAGUGUUGUUAAAAGGAAAGGCCAUGUAACAGAAGUAAAAAUGCCCCUGUGACAACUUUUUUGCAAUGUGUUGCCGCCGUUAAAUUCGAAGUUAAUGAUUAUUUGCAAAAAAAAAGGAAGUUAGUACGAACAUUAAAUAUAUUGUCUUUGCAGUGUAUUAAAUCGAAUAUAAGGAGAAAAUGAUUCGCAAAUCGUUGUAUUAUGUUUUUAUUUACGGUUUACAAAAUGUGACAACUUCACUGGUUUUGGGUUUUUUAAAAUACAAUUGAGAGCCUGAUAACAUGUCUCUAUUUAUCUGUACAAACCACUGAAUCAGUUGCUGGCACCAGCUUUACACAUACAAUCUCCGGAUUAUCAAAACAGAUGAAUAAAUUGAACAGAAAUAUCCAUCCAUCCAUUUUUCUACCGCUUAUUCCCUUUUGGGGUCGCAGGGGGCGCUGGUGCCUAUCUCAGCUACAAUUGGGCGGAAGGUGAUGUACACCCUGGACAAGUCGCCACCUCAUCGCAGGGCCAACACAGAAAGACAGAAAACAUUCACACUCACAUUCACACACUAGGGCCAAUUUAGUGUUGCCAAUCAACCUAUCCCCAGGUGCAUGUCUUUGGAAGUGGGAGGAAGCCGGAGUACCCGGAGGGAACCCACGCGUUCACGGGGAGGACAUGCAAACUCCACACAGAAAGAUUCCGCGCCCGGGAUUGAACCCAGGACUGCAGGACCUUCGUAUUGUGAGGCAGAUGCACUAACCCCUCUUCCACCGUGAAGCCCUGAACAGAAAAUAUUUGAAAACAAUUUCCAAGUUAAAUUCAUUAACUCAAUUUGUAACAUUUAACCUACAAUACUUAUAACAACCACCCACUUAUAGUAGAUGUGACCAUAUUUAGUUUUCAAAACUACAACCACAUUGGAAGUCUAGGUCAGUGUUUUUCAACCACUGGUGUACCGUGAGAUAAUGUUCGGUGUGCCGUGGGAGAUUAUGUAAGGUCACCUAAUUGGUUUAAAAAAUAUUUUUUGCAAACCAGUUAUUAUAAUCCGCAAAUGUGUCGUUGAGUGUCUGUGCUGUCAAGAGCUCGGCAGAGUAACCGUGUAAUACCCUUCCAUAUCAGUAGGUGGCAGCAGAUAGCUAUUUGCUUUGUAGAUGUCAGGAACGACGACGAUGGUUUGCAGGGAAAAAGGUAUCUAACGCUUAAACAAAAAAUAAACAAAAGACUAGUGCUGCUAAGAAAAGGCAUUGAAGCUUAGGGAUGGCUAUGCAAAAUGACAUUAAAAUUGAACUGGCUGCAAAGAAAACAAAAACGGAUUGCUGGACAACAGCAAAGACUUACCAUGUGUGGAACAGACGGCGUCCUCUAAGUACUUCCGUACAUGCCAUGAGAAUCAACACCAAAAUAGGAGCGCAACACAAGAACUAAAACACUACACACAGGAAAACACCAAACAACUCAAAAUAAGUCCUGGCAUGAUGUGACAGGUGGUGACAUUACACCUACUUUGAGACAAGAGCUAUAGUAAUGCAUGGUUGGUUAUGGUUUAAAUUAAUAUCCAACAAUUGUGAGAACAACUUUUUACUGUCGAUAACGGCUGCUGAGUUUCAUUUUUUUAUGUUUUCUGCUGGUGGUGUGCCUCUGGAUUUUUUUCAAAUGAAAAAAAUUUGCCUCGGCUCAGAAAAGGUUGAAAAACACUGGUAUAGAGCAGUGGUUCUCAACCUUUUUUCAGUGAUGUACCCCCUGUGAAAAUUUUUUUAAUUCAAGUACCCCCUAAUCAGAGCAAAGCAUUUUUGGUUGAAAAAAGAUAAAGAAGUAAAAUACAGCACUAUGUCAUCAGUUUCGGAUUUAUUAAAUUGUAUAACAGUGCAAAAUAUUGCUAAUUUGUAGUGGUCUUUCUUGAACUAUUUGGAAAAAAAAGAUAUAAAAAUAACUAAAAACUUGUUGAAAAAUAAAGAAGUGAUUCAAUUUUAAAGAUUUCUACACAUAGAAGUAAUCAUCAAAUUAAAGUGCCCUCUUUGGGGAUUGUAAUAGAGAUCCAUCUGGAUUCAUGAACUUAAUUUUAAACAUUUCUUCACAAAAAAAGAAAUCUUUAACAUCAAUAUUUAUGGAACAUGUCCACAAAAAAAAUCUAGCUGUCAACACUGAAUAUUGCAUUUUUGUAUUUGCAUUGUUUAUUCAAUAAGUAUAUUUAUGAAGAAUUGUUGAAAUGUGGCUAUUUAUAGACUAUUUAAAAAAAAAUCUCACGUACCCCUUGACGUACCUUCAAGUACCCCCAGGGGUACGCGUACCCCCAUUUGAGAACCAAUGGUCUAGAGAAUUGACAAUCUUGACAAAUCUGAUUCUGAACAAUAUCUGACAGGGCAAAAAGGAUUCCAAUGCGUGAGACAGGAUUUUCAAUGUGCCUUGAAGCAGAGUGUUUGUAAACAUGCAAUGCAUGUACUAAAACACUGAAUUUCUUACAAUUUGAUGGACAGUAUUUAGUGUCAUGAUUAGCAUUUAUUCACACAGUGCAGGGAACUAGACAUCAACUGUUUUACUAACACAUCUCAGACACUUGUUUGAUACGUUUUCCUAUUUAUUGACUCAUAAGCUCUUUGCAAGAUAUCAGGGAAUACAUUUGUGUUUGACUCAAAUAAUCUGCUGUGUAUUUUCAUGCUAUUUUCAAUUAAAAGUGUUGACCACCCA
This is a messenger RNA of Nerophis ophidion (straightnose pipefish), 6382 nucleotides long. It is a transcript of the gene nudt4a, whose product is annotated as nudix (nucleoside diphosphate linked moiety X)-type motif 4a. The coding region runs from base 264 to 833 and encodes 189 amino acids. Gene Ontology annotation, biological process: diadenosine hexaphosphate catabolic process; adenosine 5'-(hexahydrogen pentaphosphate) catabolic process; diadenosine pentaphosphate catabolic process. The transcript has 5 exons. Gene Ontology annotation, cellular component: cytoplasm; nucleus. Gene Ontology annotation, molecular function: diphosphoinositol-polyphosphate diphosphatase activity; bis(5'-adenosyl)-pentaphosphatase activity; bis(5'-adenosyl)-hexaphosphatase activity. Lineage: Eukaryota; Metazoa; Chordata; Actinopteri; Syngnathiformes; Syngnathidae. The record is from RefSeq and is a predicted model, not a curated record.